Molecule: messenger RNA, 2459 nt
Organism: Cloeon dipterum
Lineage: Eukaryota; Metazoa; Arthropoda; Insecta; Ephemeroptera; Baetidae
Gene: Mcm7
Product: minichromosome maintenance 7
Exons: 11
Coding region: 106-2262 (718 amino acids)
Biological process (GO): DNA replication; DNA strand elongation involved in DNA replication; double-strand break repair via break-induced replication
Cellular component (GO): MCM complex; nucleus
Molecular function (GO): single-stranded DNA helicase activity; single-stranded DNA binding; ATP hydrolysis activity
Source: RefSeq, a predicted model, not a curated record
ACUUUUCCACCCGGUUCCCGCGCAAUCGUCUGCGUUUGCCGCUGUUUAACGAAUCAACACAGCAACGAUAUUCGCCCUGAAAAUUUUACCAAACUCUGAGUGAAAAUGGCACAAGGACACGAUUACCCUCGAGAAAGAGAACUGAUUCGCACCUUUCUGACGGAGUUCAACGUUCAGGAGGGCCGCCGAAAGAUAUUUAAAUAUGUAGAUACCAUCACAAAAAUCGCCCACAGAGAGGAGGUGUCCCUGAUUGUGGACCUCGAUGACCUCCACCAGUACAACCCUGAGCUGUGCGAUUAUGUGCAGCAAAAUGCUCGAACUUACACUAAACUAAUUUCUGACGUAGUUUUCGAAAUGCUUCCCACUCUGAGGGAUCGAGAGGUGCCUUGCAAGGACACUCUUGACGUGUACAUUCAGCACCGUCUCAUCAUGGAGCAACGGCUUCGGCAGCCUGGAGAGAACGAUUCACACAACCAGUUUCCCCCUGAGCUCAUGCGCAGAUUUGAGGUGUUCCUGCGAAAUCUGUCUGGUGCAAAGUCGAUUCCGAUCCGCGAAGUGCGGGCUGGACACGUGGGCUCCCUACUGACGGUGCGUGGCAUUGUGACUCGCUGCACAGAGGUUAAGCCCAUCCUGGUGGUGGCCACGUACACGUGCGACCAGUGUGGCGCCGAGACCUACCAGCCGGUCAAGUCGCUUUCCUUCAUGCCGCUACACAAGUGUCCCAGUGACGAGUGCCGCGUCAACCGCUCCGGCGGACGCCUCACUCUCCAGACCAGAGGCUCCAAGUUCAUUAAGUUCCAGGAAAUCCGCAUUCAGGAACACAGUGACCAGGUGCCUGUUGGACACAUUCCACGCUCACUUACCAUCUACUGCAAAGCUGAGAUGACUCGGCAGUGCAUGCCUGGUGACCACAUUGCUGCCACUGGCAUUUUCCUUCCACUGCUCAAGUCUGGAUUCAAGCAGAUGGCGCAAGGACUCAUCACGGAGCAUUUCCUUGAGGCACAUAGGGUCGUAUGUCUGACCAAAACUGAUGAGGAGGAGCAGCAGAAGAAUGAUCUGACUGACGAGGAGAUGAGUGAAAUCUCUGGAAACAAUUUCUACAACAAGCUAGCGGCAAGCAUCGCGCCUGAAAUCUACGGGCAUGAGGACGUGAAGAAGGCGCUGCUGCUGCUGCUCAUUGGCGGCGUCAACCAGAACCAGGGUGGAAUGAAAAUCAGGGGCUCCAUCAACAUCUGUCUCAUGGGCGACCCUGGAGUGGCCAAAUCGCAGUUGCUUGGCUUCAUCAACCGCGUUGCUGUUAGAAGCCAGUACACGACUGGGCGAGGUUCAAGCGGCGUUGGAUUGACGGCAGCAGUGAUGAAGGACCCGCUGACAGGGGAAAUGACCCUGGAGGGUGGUGCCCUGGUGCUUGCCGACCGUGGUGUCUGCUGCAUUGACGAGUUUGAUAAGAUGGCUGAUGCUGACAGGACAGCCAUUCAUGAGGUGAUGGAGCAGCAGACAAUUUCGAUCGCGAAGGCAGGCAUCAUGACGACGCUGAACGCUCGCGUGUCGAUCCUGGCCGCGGCGAACCCAGCAUAUGGACGCUACAACCCGCGUCGCACCAUCGAACAGAACAUCCAGCUACCGGCUGCCCUUCUGUCUCGUUUCGAUCUGCUCUGGUUGAUCCAGGACAAGCCUGAGCGUGACAACGAUUUACGGCUCGCGCAGCACGUCAUCUUCGUGCACCAGAACAGCAAGCAGCCGCCGCAGCAGUUCACACCCAUCGACAUUAAGUUGAUGCGCCGCUACCUCGCCCUCACGCAGAACAUCGCGCCCACUGUCCCUGCCGAGCUCUGCGACUACAUGGUCGAGGCGUACGUGGCUAUACGCCGUGAUGCUCGCAACAAUGCCGACAUGACCUUCACCUCGCCGAGAAUCCUGCUUGGCAUUGUCCGUCUUUCCACUGCCCUGGCGAAACUGCGUCUGAGUGAGGAAGUGGAAAAGUCUGACAUCCAGGAGGCACUGCGUUUGAUGGAAAUGUCGAAGGCGUCUCUGAGCCAGCAGCCGGGCCAGGGCGGCAGGCAGCGCAGCACCAGGGAUCGCAUCUUCACGCUCGUGCAGGAGCUGGCUGGCACCGCCAAAUCGGUGCAGAUGAGUGACGUCGUUGACGCGUGCACCAACAAGGGCUUCAAGCCCACCGAAGUGCACGAAACCAUUGAAGAAUACGAACAGCUCAACGUCUGGCAGAUCAAUGCCGCCAGAACCAAGAUCACGUUCGUCUAGAGCAGGACUUAAUUGAAAUCCAAACAUCUCUAAUCCAGAAAUCCCUGAAAAAUGUGUAUCAGCUGAAUUUCGGCCUCAGGCUCUGUUUCAAUUAAAUCUGUUCAUUCCAUUCUGAAGGAAUCUUAAAGGUUUUCUCGAUAUUUUUGUAAGAUAGUGUGAAGAGUGCCUUAAUAAUAAAAUCCCUCGUGUAUUUUUAA